CAGGGCAAUUCCCUAACUUUUCUCUUUUUCUCACAAGGCUAUAGUUCAAUAUUCCAUUCUGGGGGCACAUAUCCUGUCUCAAAUUCCGACUCAGGGCUUCUCGACGCCAAGGCACUUCAAUUGUUGCAAGCCUCUACUCUGGAGUGCUCCCCAGGAUUUGGUCAGGAUCCAGGUCUACGUCCCACUGCUCAGCCUGGGUCAAUACAGAGAAUAUCUAACUAGGGACUGAGUGGUGAAAUAGAGGUGCUACGGUUGGAGGAGUAGCCAGACUUACCAAUGGGAUCAGGGAAGCUGGCUCAGGUGCUGCUGGGAUGGGCAGCGGUGUGCCUUUCAGCCGGCCAUGUGAGUGGUGCUCAAACUGGGGAUGGACCGUACCAAGCUAGCCGAUUCACCGGCACUGUGGACCAGAGAGAGGCGCAGCGGGUUCGACGUCGUGGCCAGGAGACACUGAGAGGGCCCAAUGUGUGUGGCUCUCGCUUCCAUUCAUACUGCUGUCCAGGCUGGAAGACUUUGCCGGGAGGGAACCAGUGUAUCGUUCCUAUUUGCAGGAAUUCGUGUGGCGAUGGAUUCUGUUCCAGACCAAACAUGUGUACCUGUUCAAACGGCCAGCUCUCUCCCAGCUGUGGAGCAGGAGGGGGAGUUCAGUCCUGUAACGUCAGGUGUAUGAAUGGAGGCAGCUGUUCGGAGGAAUCAUGCUCCUGCACCAAAGGCUACACAGGCAACCACUGUGGACAACCUGUGUGUGAGAACGGCUGCCAGAACGGUGGGCGCUGCAUCGGACCCAACAGAUGUGCCUGUGUCUAUGGUUUCACUGGCCCGCAGUGCGAGAGAGACUAUAGGACUGGACCAUGUUUCACACAGGUGAACAACCAGAUGUGUCAGGGCCAGCUCAGUGGAAUCGUCUGCACCAAAACCCUGUGCUGUGCUACGAUUGGUCGAGCCUGGGGCCACCCCUGCGAGCAGUGCCCUGCCCAGCCACACCCCUGCAGGCGAGGCUUCAUCCCCAACAUCCGCACUGGAGCCUGCCAAGAUGUGGACGAGUGCCAGGCAGUGCCAGGUCUGUGUUCAGGAGGAAACUGCAUCAACACUGUGGGGUCCUAUGAGUGUAAAUGUCCCGCCGGCCACCGUCAGAGUGAAACCAGCCACAAAUGUGAAGAUAUCGAUGAAUGCAGCACCAUUCCCGGUGUGUGUGAUGGAGGAGAAUGCACCAACACUGCUGGUAGCUACGUCUGCACCUGUCCACGAGGUUACAUCUCCAGCACAGAUGGUUCCAGAUGCGUGGAUCAGCGUGUUGGCACCUGUUUCUCCGCUCUGGCUAACGGCCGCUGUGCUGCAGAGCUGACUGGCCAGUUCACCAAGAUGCAGUGCUGCUGUGACACAGGACGCUGCUGGGCUCUGGGACAAAUCCCUGAGAUGUGCCCCGUCAGGGGAUCUGAUGAGUUCAGGCGCCUGUGUAUCGUAGGUGUUCCCCAAGGUCUGCCUCAUGGCUACCCCAACGGACAAUUCCCCAACACUAACGGCAAUGGGUUCAACUAUGGAUUCAAGUUCCCCAGUAUACCCAAUGGUAACGGCAACGGAGGAGGAUCCUUUGGGGGAAAUGGUGGAGGCUUUGGAGGUAAUGGUGGAGGCUUUGGAGGCAAUGGAGGCGGCCUUCAGACAAACCCAAGUAUAAGAACAGUGUCUGUGAAUGAAUCCAUAGACGUGUGCAAACAUUUCACCCAGCUGUGUCUGAACGGACACUGCAUUCCCACACUGACCAGCUACCGCUGCGAGUGCAACAUGGGCUACAGACAGGAUAUCCGUGGAGAAUGUAUUGAUGUUGAUGAGUGUGUGAGUAAACCAUGUACCAAUGGAGACUGUGUCAACACACCUGGAUCCUACUACUGCAAGUGCCAUGAAGGUUACCAGGGAACUCUGUCCAAACAAGCCUGCAUCGACAUUGAUGAGUGUAUUAUGAAUGGAGUGAUGUGUCGCAACGGCCGUUGUGUAAACACAGAGGGAAGCUUUCAGUGUGUCUGCAACGCUGGCUUUGAGCUCACUCCUGAUGGAAAGAACUGCAUUGAUCAUGACGAGUGUGCCACCACCAACAUGUGUCUUAACGGCAUGUGUAUCAACGAGGAUGGCAGCUUUAAGUGCAUAUGCAAACCUGGCUUUUCUUUAGCACCCAAUGGACGAUACUGCACAGACAUAGACGAGUGUCUCACACCUGGCAUUUGCAUGAACGGCCGCUGCAUCAACUCGGAGGGCUCCUUCCGCUGCGAGUGCCCUCCAGGCCUGGCUAUUGAUGUUGAUGGGAGAGUGUGUGUGGACACACACAUGAGAACCACCUGCUAUGGCGCCAUAAAGAUGGGUACAUGCUCGCGGCCGUUCCCCGGUGCAGUGACCAAGUCUGAGUGCUGCUGUGCAAGUCCAGAACAUGGCUUUGGAGAGCCGUGCCAACCCUGUCCUUCUAGAAACUCAGCUGAGUUCCAGGCUGUUUGCAGCAGUGGUAUUGGCAUUACAACUGAUGGUAGAGACAUCAAUGAGUGCGGACUGGACCCGGACAUAUGUCAGAACGGCAUCUGUGAGAACCUGAGAGGAAGCUACCGCUGCAUUUGUAACAUCGGUUAUGAGUCUGACACCAGUGGGAAGAACUGUGUUGACAUCAACGAGUGCAUGGUGAACCGUCUGCUUUGUGACAACGGCCUGUGCAGAAACACCCCCGGCUCAUACACCUGCUCCUGUCCUAAAGGAUAUGUCUUCAAACCUGACUCAGAGACUUGCGAAGAUAUCAACGAGUGCGAGUCCAACCCGUGCAUCAAUGGAGCGUGUCGCAACGUGGCCGGGUCCUUCAACUGUGAGUGCUCACACGGCAGCAAGCUGGACUCCACAAACACCAUCUGCGUGGACAGUAUGAAGAGCACCUGCUGGCUGACCAUUCAAGACAACCGCUGCGAGGUCAACAUCAAUGGAGCUACACUGAAGUCUGAGUGCUGUUCAACACUGGGAGCCGCCUGGGGGAGCCCAUGUGAACGCUGCGAAGUCGAUACAGCCUGCUCUCGAGGGUUUGCUCGUAUGAAGGGCCUUGUGUGUGAAGACAUUAAUGAGUGUGAGGUGUUCCCUGGAGUGUGUACAAAUGGCCGCUGUACGAACACCCAGGGCUCGUUCCGCUGUGAGUGUGCUGAGGGUCUGAGCUUGGACAGCACUGGACGCACAUGUGUGGAUAUGCGUAGCGAGCAGUGCUUCAUGAAGUGGCACGAGGAUGAGUGUGGCCAGCCGCUGCCUGGGAGAUACCGUGUGGACAUGUGCUGCUGCUCUGUGGGGGCAGCCUGGGGAAUUGACUGUGAGGAGUGUCCCAAAUCAGGCACACCUGAGUACAGAACCAUCUGUCCCAGAGGGCACGGCUUCGCCAACAGAGGAGAUAUUCUGACCGGCAGAGCCUUCUACAAGGAUGUGAAUGAGUGUAAAGUGUUCCAGGGUUUGUGUACUCAUGGAAAUUGCCGGAACACCAUUGGAAGUUUCAAGUGUCGCUGCAACAGUGGGUUUGCUCUGACUGCAGAGGAGAGGAACUGCACAGAUAUUGAUGAGUGCCGCAUCUCCCCGGACCUGUGUGGUCACGGUGCCUGUGUCAACACACCUGGCAGCUUUGAGUGUGAAUGCUUUGACGGAUAUGAGAGCGGCUUCAUGAUGAUGAAGAACUGCAUGGAUAUUGAUGAGUGUGAGAGGAACCCUCUGCUGUGUAGCGGAGGAACCUGCCUGAACACAGAAGGAAGUUAUGAGUGUGACUGUCCCACUGGACACUCGCUCAGCACAGAUGGAUCUGCUUGUGAAGAUGUGAAUGAGUGCCAGCUGAGUGACAACUUGUGCAAAAAUGGGCAGUGUGUCAACAUGGCGGGAACCUACCAGUGCUCCUGUGACACAGGUUACCAGGCCACACCGGACCGACAGGGCUGCGUUGAUAUUGAUGAGUGCACCAUCAUGAACGGAGGCUGUGAGACACACUGUACCAACUCAGAGGGCAGCUAUGAGUGCAGCUGUAGUGAUGGCUACGCUCUUAUGCCUGACCUCAGGACCUGUUCAGAUAUUGACGAGUGUGAGGAGACUCCAGACAUCUGUGAUGGAGGACAGUGUACCAACAUCCCAGGAGAAUACAGAUGUCUGUGUUACGAUGGCUUCAUGGCUUCAAUGGACAUGAGGACGUGUAUCGAUGUGAACGAGUGUGACUUGAACCCAAACAUCUGUCUCCACGGCGACUGCGAGAACACCAAGGGCUCCUUCAUCUGCCACUGUCAGCUGGGAUACUUUGUCAAGAAGGGAUCCACGGGCUGCACAGAUGUUGAUGAGUGUGAAAUCGGAGCUCACAACUGUGACAUGCAUGCUGCCUGCAUUAACGUUCCUGGCAGCUUCAAGUGUCGCUGUCGGGAUGGCUGGAUAGGAGAUGGUAUCAAGUGUGUAGAUCAGGACGAGUGCUCUGCAGAGGACCACAACUGUAACAUCAAUGCAGACUGUGUCAACACACCUGGAUCCUACAGGUGUACCUGCAAAGAGGGAUUCAAUGGAGAUGGAUUCUCUUGCUCUGACAUGGACGAGUGUGCAGACAAUGUGAACUUGUGUGAGAACGGCCAGUGUCUGAACGCUCCAGGAGGCUACCGCUGUGAGUGUGAGAUGGGCUUCACUCCUACAGAAGACAGCAAGGCCUGUCAAGACAUAGAUGAGUGCAAUUUCCAGAACAUCUGCGUGUUUGGAACGUGCCAGAACCUUCCAGGGAUGUUCCGCUGUGUGUGUGAUGAUGGUUAUGAACUCGACCGCAGCGGAGGAAACUGCACGGACAUCAACGAGUGUGCAGACCCUGUGAACUGUAUCAACGGGUUGUGUGUGAACACUCCUGGGAGCUACCUGUGCAACUGCCCUGCUGACUUUGAGCUCAACCCCACGGGAGUGGGCUGCGUGGAUACCCGUGUUGGAAACUGCUUCCUGGAUAUUCUUGCCCGUGGGGAUGGAGGAAUCUCCUGCAGCGCUGAGAUCGGAGUGGGUGUAACUAGAGCUUCCUGUUGCUGCUCCCUGGGAGGAGCCUGGGGAAACCCCUGUGAACUCUGCCCAGCUCCCAAUUCAACGGAGUAUAAGACCCUCUGUCCAGGAGGAGAGGGAUUCAGACCAAACCCCAUCACAGUUAUCCUGGAAGAUAUUGAUGAGUGCCAGGAGCUGCCAGGUCUCUGCCAAGGUGGAAACUGUGUUAACACCUUUGGUAGUUUCCAGUGUGAGUGUCCAGCAGGCUACUAUCUGAAUGAGGAGACUCGCAUCUGUGAGGAUAUCGAUGAGUGCACAACCCACAUUGGGAUCUGUGGACCGGGUACCUGCUACAACACUUUGGGUAACUACACCUGUGUGUGCCCCCCUGAGUACAUGCAGGUCAAUGGAGGAAACAACUGCAUGGACAUGAGGAAGAGUGUGUGUUACCGAAACUUCAACGACACGUGUGAGAACGAGCUGUCUUUCAACAUGACCAAGAAGAUGUGCUGCUGUGCCUACAACGUGGGGAAAGCCUGGAACAAGCCGUGUGAGGCCUGUCCAACUCCUGCCACCUCUGAGUACCAGUUACUGUGCGGUAACCAAGCUCCUGGCUUCAUUAUUGACAUUCACACUGGCAAGCCAAUUGAUAUUGAUGAGUGCAGGGAGAUCCCUGGAAUCUGUCAGAAUGGAGUUUGUAUCAAUCAGAUCGGGAGCUUCCGCUGUGAAUGUCCAAUGGGCUUUAGCUACAACAACAUACUUCUCAUUUGUGAAGAUAUUGAUGAGUGUAACAGUGGAGACAACCUGUGCCAACGUAAUGCCAACUGUGUCAACAUCCCAGGCAGCUACCGCUGCGAGUGCUCGCCAGGCUUCAAACUGUCCCCCAACGGGGCCUGUGUCGACCGUAAUGAGUGCCAGGAGAUUCCAAACGUGUGCAGCCAUGGAGAGUGUAUUGAUACGCAGGGAAGCUAUCGAUGUCUGUGCCACAAUGGCUUCAAGGCUACCGCUGACCUGACCAUGUGCAUGGACAUUGAUGAGUGUGACAGACAGCCAUGCGGUAAUGGAACCUGCAAAAACACAGUUGGGUCAUACAACUGCCUCUGCUUCCCCGGCUUUGAGCUCACACACAACAAUGACUGCAUGGAUGUAGAUGAGUGCAGCGCCCUCCAGGGCCAAGUGUGCAGGAACGGACAGUGUAUCAAUGGAAUGGGCUCCUUCCAGUGUCUCUGCCACGAGGGUUAUGAGAACACUCAUGAUGGGAAAAACUGUGUUGAUAUCAAUGAGUGUGUGAGUCUGCCUGGGACCUGCUCUCCAGGAACUUGUCAGAAUCUGGACGGGUCUUUCAGAUGUAUCUGUCCUCCUGGGUAUGAGGUGCAGAAUGACCAGUGUAUAGAUAUCAACGAGUGUGAGGUGGAACCGAACAUCUGCCAGUUUGGCACCUGCACCAACACCCCAGGAAGCUUCCAGUGCACCUGUCAGCCAGGCUUCGUGCUCUCUGACAACAAACGGCGCUGCUAUGAUACCAGAGAGAGCUUCUGUUUCACCAAAUUCGAGGCAGGAAAGUGCUCCGUCCCCAAAGCUUUCAACACAACCAAGGCCCAGUGCUGCUGCAGUAAGAUGCCUGGUGAGGGCUGGGGACUUCCCUGUGAGCUGUGCCCCCGAGAGACCGAGGCUGCUUUUGACACUCUGUGUCCCUAUGGCCAUGGAGCUCUGCCUGGACCAGGGGACACUCGACAAGACAUGAACGAGUGUCUGAAUAACCCAGGGAUCUGCCAGAACGGUAUCUGUAUCAACACAGAUGGAUCGUUCCGCUGUGAAUGCCCGUUUGGAUACAACCUUGAUUACACUGGAGUCAACUGUGUUGACACUGACGAGUGCUCCAUCGGAAACCCGUGUGGCAAUGGAACCUGCACCAAUGUGGUUGGCGGUUUUGAGUGUUCGUGCCAGGAGGGUUUCGAGCCUGGACCCAUGAUGACAUGUGAAGAUAUCAAUGAGUGCUCCAACAAUCCUCUCCUCUGUGCCUUUCGGUGUGUUAACACCUUUGGUUCCUAUGAAUGUAUGUGUCCGACCGGCUAUGUGCUGAGAGAUGACCAACGCAUGUGCAGAGAUCAAGACGAGUGUGAUGAGGGUCUGGACGACUGUGACUCCAAGGGUAUGACCUGUAAGAACCUGAUCGGUACCUUCAUGUGUAUCUGCCCUCCUGGCAUGCAGCGUAGACCAGACGGAGAUGGAUGUAUGGAUCUGAACGAGUGUCGCGCCAAGCCUGGCAUCUGCAAGAACGGGCGUUGUGUCAACACAGUUGGAAGCUACCGCUGCGAGUGCAAUGACGGUUUUGAGUCAAGCUCCACUGGAACUGAAUGUAUCGACAAUCGAAAGGGCUACUGCUAUGCAGAGGUUCUGCAGACAAUGUGCCAGCAGUCAUCCACCAGCAGAAACAGCGUAACCAAGUCUGAGUGCUGUUGCAACAUGGGCCGAGGCUGGGGGUCACAGUGUGAGCUCUGCCCACUGCCUGGCACUGUACAGUACAAGAAGAUGUGCCCACUCGGACCUGGUUACACCACAGACGGUAGAGACAUCAAUGAGUGCACGGUGAUGCCAGAUUUGUGCAAGAACGGUCAGUGCAUCAACACCAUUGGAUCCUUCCGCUGUCACUGUAACGUGGGCUACAAAACUGACUUCACUGCAACCUCCUGUAUUGAUAUGGAUGAGUGUGCUCUGUCACCGAAGCCCUGUAACUUCCUCUGUAAGAACACAGAGGGCAGCUACCUCUGCUCCUGUCCUAGAGGAUACAGCCUGCAGCCUGAUGGAAAGACCUGCAAAGAUCUGGAUGAAUGUUCAACCAAGCAGCACAACUGCCAGUUCCUCUGUGUCAACACCAUCGGAGGUUUCACCUGCAAGUGUCCUCCCGGCUUCACACAGCACCAGACUGCCUGCAUUGACAACAAUGAGUGUAAUGGUCAGAACAGUGCGUGUGGUAAUCGAGCCGCUUGUGUCAACACACCUGGCAGUUUCAACUGUGAAUGCUCUAAAGGUUUCUCUUUGGACACCACAGGCAUUGAGUGUGAAGACGUGGAUGAGUGUAGUAGUAACCAUCGCUGUCAGCAUGGCUGUCAGAACAUGCUGGGAGGCUUCCGCUGUGGCUGUCCUCAGGGCUACGUGCAGCACUAUCAGUGGAACCAGUGUGUGGAUGAGAACGAGUGUCAGGGCGCAUCAGUUUGUGGCUCUGCCUCUUGCUACAACACACUGGGCAGCUUCAAGUGUGUGUGUCCCUCUGGCUUUGAAUUUGAGCAGACCGGUUCAGGAUGCUCAGAUGUGAAUGAAUGUAGCACCGGCAGCAACCCCUGUAUCUAUGGCUGCUCCAACACCGAUGGAGGCUACUUAUGUGGCUGUCCUGGAGGCUUCUACAGAGCCGGACAGGGUCACUGUCUAACAGGCUCAGGUUUCUCGGGUCCGUUUGUGGAGGGUGGUGAUGAUGAGGACAGUCUGUCUCCUGAGACCUGUUAUGAGUGUAAGAUCAACGGAGGAAAGAAUGGACGACACAAACGAAAUGCUGAUGACAAUGACAUCAAAAAGGAACCAUCAGUGAGUAUGGCCAGCGUGGACACCCAGGACUCCAUCCACAUGAAUCUCUCUCUCUCCCAACUGCUCAACAAGGAGCCUCUACUCGAGCUCCUGCCUGCCCUGCAGCCCCUGGAGAAACACAUCCGCUACGUCAUCACCCACGGCAAUACCAAUGAACAGUUCCGCCUGCUGGAACGCCGGGAUGGAAAGAGCGUGCUCCGGCUCGGCAAGAGGCCGCCCUCAGUGGGAUCCUACCGGCUAGAUAUUGCCAGCCUGCGGCUGUUCGGGCCUCGCAGACUACACCAGCUGGAGGAGCAGCACGACAGUGACUACCUACAAGGGGAAAUAGGAGACGCCCUGCGUAUCAAGCUCCACAUCCACCUGCACUGAGCUCAGAGUGUGCUAGCUAUCCUGUCCUGGACUGAUUCUUAAAGCCUUUGAGUUUAACCUGCCCUUCUAUCCUAUAAUUCCUCCCCUCCAGCUCCUACCUGCAGGACCAUCCCCAACAACAGGGAGAAAUCAAGGGCUAUGAAAGACUGAGUCAAUCAGCCCAACUCUACCACCACUUUGUUACUGUUUAUGUUAUUAUAUGUUCAAGUUUUGUGUUAUUUUUUUCUACUUUGACCCUCUACUUGUACCCGACCCAGCACUCGUUCACAACUGAGAGAGCCAGUGGGGGAGAUAGCAGAGAGGCGCCCUUGUUCUUGGACCAACCAACCCAAAAUUAAGAGAAUAUGGUAGGCAGAUGGUUCACAAGUCCAUGAAGCACUUUUGCAGACAAACAAGAGAGGUUUUUUUUUAAGAAAUGAAGUGCUGAGAGUGGCCAAAACUGUCUUUUACAACAAGUGUGGUAGUAUUUAAAUCUAAGUGUAGUAAGGUAACUGAUGUCUCUUUGUUUCAGUGUCAUAAAGUACUUGUAUUAAAGUCAAAAGGGGGGGGAUUCCAUCAUGGUGGUCCAAGGAUUUUGUCACCUCUCUGUGAUCUUUGGUAAAAAAAAGAAAUCACAACACUGGGGAACAGGUUUUGUCCCCCUCUCAGUAUUGUAGUGUGUCAUUUAAUGUAUUUGUACUGUUUGAAUAAUGUAAACACGAAGGACUGCAACAUUUACACAGCAUUUCAGGUUCUCAAGUCCAUAGCAGUCUGUUUUGUAGCUGAAUUCCAACUAAUUCAUAGAUGAGGAAACAGCGAGCUGUGUUUCUGCUCUGUUGUGACUGAUUUCUGUCCUGCCUGUGGGCAGCGGCAAGCAGGGAUUAGUGUGUUUGCAUGUGUGUGCUGUCAUGUUUGUUACCUCAGUACCUCUUGCUCAGUGUAGACACCAUACUGCAGUGUUGACUUUAAAACAAAAGGGGGUGCUAGUGUCGCUCAGCAUCCACCAUGAGCAGGGAUUACACCAGUUAGUAGCUCGUAGACUUAAAAGAAGAUAGUUCAGGUCAAUUUUUUAUUUAUCUCUGUAGGGAUUAAGACCUCAGGUGCACUGAUUCUGGACCUGAGAGACAGCUUUUACAUUAAAUCCGAAGUCGACUUUACCUGACUUCUUUGACUUGACCCUGAGCUUGAUGGCUGAGAUACACAAGUGAUUACAGUAGCACAGUCUCAAAGGUACAUGACAUGAUAACAUUGCCUCCUGCAACAAAAGGUAACGCUUUAUGAUACAAUGGCACGCACAGGUGAACACCAAACCUCAGAAAAAAAAGAACAAAGCUGUCAGGUCAUCUUUCAUGAUUUUUUUUUUCUCUCAAAGAGGAAAAAGGUGCUAGAUAAUACCAUCUCUUAUACACGCUGUGCAGUCUUGAAUCUGGAUUGCAAAAGUGUUUUUGUUUUUUGUUUUUUGGCUAGGAAUUGUUGUUUUUCGUAUGUCCGUCUUUUGUUUUGUCUUAGUGCUGAAAAAACAAUAUUAUCAAACUUGCUUCUUGAAAAUCAAAUUGUAUAUUUUUAAGUGAAUUGUAGAUGUUUUUUUAAAUGUCAAGGCUGCCAAAAGUACACAAAACCCAAUAUUGAAGGCCUAAAGUGCUAUUGACUUUGUUUUGUUGAGGAAAAAAAACCUAACAGUGAAUGCAGCAUUGUACUUGGUGAUCACUGACUGUGUUGUUUGAAACCACUUCCACCAGACAUAUCAGCCAUCAGCCAAUAUAAAUACAAUCAUGUAAGACAGAUGAUUAACAUUUUCAUCAUGUGUGAUGUCAUGCAAGCUUACACUGUCUGUGCGAUACCAUAAGGAUCAAUACAAACUUGACCAUGUCCAGCUAGAAUCUAUGGUGCUAAAUUGUCUUCUCUUGACAUUCAAGGUUGCUGCACUGUCCCACAGCCAAGGCAAUGUUUAUAACACAUAACCAUUUCUCUAACCUGGGAACAUUUGUAUACUUUGUACCUUUGUUUCAGUUGGUAAUUUUUAUUUUAUUUGCCACUAUGUUUAAAAAAAAGUGUAUUGCGUGUGCUUACUGUAUCUCAGCUUCACUGUCAAACUUGAAACAAUCAUCUGCUUGCAUUGAAGUAUGCUUGUUGCUACUUUUAAAUAGGGAUUGUUACAUUUGUUCAAAUGUUCACCAUAUCUGUUGCACUUGUUGCUACCAGAGUCCAGCUAAAAGCUGAAAUGACAAUCAUUUAGUCACACCACAUUUAACAGCUAAGGAUCAUUAAGUCAGACAUUCAUCAUGACAGAUCUUUACAUUUUUUUGAAUCAUCAUCUUUGUACAAAGACAAAACCAAAGAUUUCUGACACCAAAUGGCAUUCAAAUGGCACCAAAAUGAUGGUGAUUCACAUAAUAUUGUAAACCUUCGUCUUGUGACAUUAAUGGCAAUAAAGUAUUGUGGGUUAUAUUUUUAA
Molecule: messenger RNA, 11371 nt
Organism: Notolabrus celidotus (New Zealand spotty)
Lineage: Eukaryota; Metazoa; Chordata; Actinopteri; Labriformes; Labridae
Gene: fbn3
Product: fibrillin 2b
Exons: 65
Coding region: 277-8937 (2886 amino acids)
Molecular function (GO): calcium ion binding
Source: RefSeq, a predicted model, not a curated record